This is a messenger RNA of Labeo rohita (rohu), 2763 nucleotides long. RefSeq names its product zinc finger and BTB domain containing 45 (gene zbtb45). Gene Ontology annotation, biological process: regulation of transcription by RNA polymerase II. The transcript has 6 exons. Gene Ontology annotation, molecular function: RNA polymerase II cis-regulatory region sequence-specific DNA binding; protein binding; DNA-binding transcription factor activity, RNA polymerase II-specific. Gene Ontology annotation, cellular component: nucleus. Bases 299 to 2098 code for a protein of 599 amino acids. The record is from RefSeq and is a predicted model, not a curated record. NCBI's taxonomy places the organism in Eukaryota, Metazoa, Chordata, Actinopteri, Cypriniformes, Cyprinidae.
UGUAUGGAAAAUAUUAGCUUAUUUUUUGCCAUACUGUGGGCUAUUGGGGACUUUUAUUUUGACGGGCUGCUACAUGUUGUUUGAGGCUUUUAUUUUGACGGGCCGCCAUAUGUCAUUGGAGACUUUUAUUUUGACGGGUUGUUUGCGGAUGUCGGGCCCGUGAGCGGAGAGCAGCUUCGGUCUGUGGCGAAUCUAAGCAAAUAAAACAGAGAUCGGUAUUAAAGCAGUAAUGAUCGCGCAGCAGCGUGUUAGUGCACUUUAAACACAUCUGCAGCGUCACGGAGCGUCCGGUCGGGUCAUGGCGUCGGGUUCAGAGGCCGUCCACUACAUCCACCUUCAUAACUCCAGUCAGUCGGUGCUGGAAGCCUUGAGAUCUCAGCGACGCAAAGGUCUGUUCUGCGAUGUCACCGUUCGCAUCCACGACGCGUCGCUGCGGGCUCACGCCUGCGUGUUGGCGGCCGGCAGCCCCUUCUUCCAGGACAAACUGCUGCUGGGUCACUCGGAGAUCUCGGUGCCGCCGCUGGUCCCGGCCGAGACGGUGAAGCAGCUGGUGGAUUUCAUGUACAGCGGCUCGCUGGUGGUGCUCCACUCGCAGGCGCUCUGCAUCCUCACCGCCGCCUCCAUCCUGCAGAUCAAGACCGUCAUCGACGAGUGCACGCAGAUCAUCUCGCAGAGACGCGCCGCCGUGGCCGGAGGGGUGGGGCCUCUAGGGAGCGCCCUGCCCAAACAGGAGGAGGCCAGCGACGGGAAGGGCCGGGAGAACGUGGCGCUGCAGGGCUUCGCUUACGGCAUGGCCGGGGACUGCGGCUCGGACAUGGCGGCCGCUCUGGGGGGCGGCGCUCAGGGGGAGGCCGGCGGUCUGGAGGGGGGCGGAGUCGGCUCGCUGAUGCCCCUUGGCGAGGUAGGAGGCGGGGCCAUGUGUAGGGGGGAGGGCCUGGCUGUGGCCGGGGGCGGGGCCAUGCUGAAGGCCACGAGCUGCUCGCAGGAGAUCAACUACAUGCUGAACCCGGAACGCGGCGCGACCGUGGGCGCGCAGAACAUCGCCGCGAACGAGCGUGGUCAGAUGGGAUCCCCGAGCGGCAUGGGCCGCGGUGUGGAGUACGGCGGCGUGGGGGAGGAGCUGGUGGGCGGGGUGGAGCGAUUCAGCGAAGACGACGAGAGAGACGUGGACAGAGACGCGGAGAGGGACAGACAGACGGCGCACACGCGCAAACAGAGACAACCGCUGCGACUGCAGGUGCUGGGCGGAGAGGAGGUGGUGGUGAAGAAUGAGGGCGUGCAGGAAGGGGACGGUCUGUUUGAGAUGGACGAGAGAGGAAACGCAUCGCAUCAGAACGCCUACGGACAGGGCGGGUUCUACGAGGACUCUGCCGUGUUCUCGGGCAGCUUCUGGUCUCAGGCGGAUCCGCAGGCGUCUCUGGGCUCAAAUCCUCGCGGCCGGGUCAACAAACCCCUCUCUCCUCCGCCGCCCUCCCAGAACCUCGGCAACCAGAUGCUUUUCCAGUUUCCUGCCAGCGAAUCGCAGCAGCCGUCCUUCUUUGUGGGCGGACCCAUGGUGAUCGACAAUUUGGCUGAGUCGUGCCAGCAGGCUCCGCCUCCUGCUCCUCUGACCCCAGCUCCACCCCCCUCCACCCCAGCGUGCGUGGCGGGGCCGAGCUUUGCGCCUCAGGGCUCCGAGACGUCCUUCGACUGCAGCCACUGCGGAAAGUCACUGCGCUCCCGCAAGAACUACAGCAAACACAUGUUCAUCCACUCCGGUCAGAAGCCGCACCAGUGCAGCAUCUGCUGGCGCUCUUUCUCGCUGCGUGACUACCUGCUCAAGCACAUGGUGGUGCACACGGGCGUUCGGGCGUUCCAGUGCUCCGUCUGCAGCAAGCGCUUCACGCAGAAGAGCUCGCUGAACGUGCACAUGCGCACGCACCGCGUGGAGCGCACCUUCACCUGCGGCGUGUGCCACCGUGCCUUCACCCACCGCACGCUGCUCGAGAGACACGCCCUCCAGCACCAGCACCCCACGCCCAUCAAACCACCCACCAAUCACAUGGAGCAGGGUGGCAGCGGGAUGGGCGGGGCCAGCGGACCCGGCCCCGCCUCCUAGAGACAGGGACGACAGGAGAGAGGAGGAACAAUCAGAUUGAAUCCCAGGAGCUUUAACACACACACACACACAGAGACAAACUAGCAAAAUAUGCACACACACCAUCACAAACACGUGUGCACACACACUCUCAAAUACACAAACAUACACACAUCCUCACACUCACACACAAAACACGCGCACGCGCUCGCUCUCGGCAGCGGCGUCUGUGGCGCGUGGCGACGCCUCUUCAACCCAGAAAACCUCAUAAAACACACAAACCUCAUCGAACGACUCACACUAAACGCAAACCACACAGUCCUGCGCGUGUGACGCCGGGGACUUUAACGUCUUUUUUAAUGUUUUACGUGUUUAAUCUGUUUUGUACAUGUUUUCAUGGACUCAUCAGAAACCACAGUGACCUCAGGACCAGAAGAGACUUCAGAGCGGAUUUAUUACCUCCAUUUUUAUUUCAACAUCAACCUCCAUUUUUACAUUUUUUUAUCAAGUAUAUGCAUAAAUCUUAACGAUAUUUUUAUGGUGAAACGAUAUGUAAGAGUUUUAUGUCUGGCUUAAAUGCUGCGCGUGCGCGGGAGGAUCAUAUAUUCUGCUCUGCUUUGGUUUUCGUAUCUAGCAUGUGCUCGCUUGACGCUGCAUGAAGCUGCAUUAAAUGCAUUGUGACGUUU